UGACGAAAUUAAUCAAAAAGUAAUUGAAUGAAGCUUGUAAUUAAUGAUAUUCUUAGGAACAUGUAAACUAGGUUGAGAUUAUGGUGUCUAGCAAGUGGAUUUAAUUGAUAUUACCUGUUUUAUGCGAGAAAUGUAUUUUGAACAUUUACAUGUUUUUGUUUUGUUUUCAAAAAAAGCUAGAUCAACUCGGAAUUAGUGCUUACACAUCAGUUACACAUCAACCAAGCGCUGGUAACUCAUUGUUUACUUUUUGAACUCUUUCAAGUUCCUCAUUUGCUAUGAAACUUGUUGUAAAUCAAUUGAAGUUAAGUGCCAAUUUACAGCGAAAGAUAGAAGCUAUAAGCUACUAAAGCGACUCAUUUAAGGAACAUCCUCAAGACACUCGAUACCAAAAAGAAGGAAUUACAUAUCGAGUACCAUUCCUCGCACAGAAUUUAUGUUUUGUUUAAAGAAUUUAUUUUAGUCUUGAUAAUUAUCGUAAAAAAGCCUAUAAGAUGGAACUGGAGAAUAUAAACCCGAAUAUAUUUAAGAAGUCAGACGAGCGUCCAGUCAGUGAGAGUGAAAAGAAUGAGAAUACAGUCGAUCCAAUUGAUUCUAGAGAAGUUUUUGACUUAAUAAGGAAUAUUAAUGAUCCAGAGCAUCCAUUGACAUUAGAGGAAUUGCAUGUAUUAGAAGAGAGUCGAGUUGAGGUUGAUAAUGAGAAGAGCUUCAUUCGUAUUCUUUUUACGCCUACAAUUCCACAUUGCAGUAUGGCAACGCUUAUUGGAUUAAGUAUUCGAGUAAAACUACUCAGAUCUCUUCCGCCUCGAUUUAAAAUAUCCGUUCAAAUAACACCAGGAACUCACUCGUCUGAGAAUGCUAUAAACAAACAGCUAGCUGAUAAGGAGAGAAUAUCUGCAAGUUUAGAGAAUUCAACGCUACUUGAGGUAGUUAAUCAAUGUAUCGCUAGAUCUAAUCGAUGAAUAUUCUUUAUUAAUUGAAUUCUUAAUAAAAAUUAUAAGUUACUAAGGAACCAGCACAAAAUUAUCGUUUCUUUGCUUCCAUUGCUGUAGCUGGCUUUGGUUUCGUUGGAUCAUAUUUAUAGGUUUUUUGGAUGGAUCCUUUUGCUGCUUUUUGAAACAAAAUCUCGUCGAGACGUUUACGUUCUUCCAAUUCUCUUGUAAUUUUCAUAUUUGUCCAUGAAUCUUUUAGUCCUUCCUUAAAUCCCUUCUUCUUUACUGGUGCUGUUUUCUGUGGAACAACUUUAUCAAUUUUAAAGUAUUCGCGAACGGCUGGAAUUCUUAAAAAUGAUACUUGAAUGAGGGAAAUAAUAUUACUGAAUGUCCAAUAUGUAACAAUGGCACCAGGAAAAUUAACUGUGAAUGGUAAAAUCACAAAUGGCAAUGCUCUCAAGACAUAUUUCAUUGUCUGCAUGUUUUGAUGUUGUAAUCUUGCACUGUCUGUUCCCAAUUCAAUUGUUGCCAACAUUGUUAUGCUCGUGAUGAUUGGUAAAGCAAAGAAUUGAUCAGCAACUGUUAAAUCUGUAAACCAGAAAAGUCCACCUUCCUUCAUUGAUUCUACGGGAGCAUUUGCCAUUUGACGUAAUCCAACAAAGAAUGAAAUAAAAAGUGGUGCCUGAGCUAAUGGAACAAUCAUGUUUUUAAGUGGAUUAACAUUCUUUUCCUUCAUAAAUUCAACCAUAGCUUGUGAAUAUCGAGCAGCUUCUAUAGCAUUUCCACUUUGACGUGCCUCUGUCAUUUUUGCCUGAAGAACUUGAAGUUGUGGCAUAUUAUUGGCAAGUUUUGCACCAUUUCUUUGUGCCAUAAUGACCAAAGGGAAAAUAAUCGUUCGUACACAAAUCGUUCCUAUCAAAAUUGUCGUCCACCAAGGAAUAUCGCAACUAAUAUGUAGAAAUUCCAUACAAUUUUGGACCAUUCCAACUGGAGUCCAUCCGCCUAAGCCUAAUGUACUAAAUGCAGGCUCUACGCCUUCAGCUAAUGCCUGGGAUGUUUCUAUACCCUUCUCAACAAAAUCCUGUAUUGGAACUUGAGGCGGUUCUGGGAUAUUUUCUAGUGAUAUAUCGGAACUUGCGAAUCUGAUUGCAUUUGUCUUGAUCUCGAAUUUCUUGUUUUCAAAGAGAAUAACCGGCGAUGUUCGGCUAUUAAGGUGACUAAAGUUCCUUAGUAAAUUUAAUUUAUUUACAUUCUAUAAUUACAAGAAAUGUGACAAUUUGUGAAAAUCACUUUAUUGUUAAUAAUAGCAAGUAAUAUCACUUACAUUUGCGUUUAUGGAUAUCCUCGAACAAUUUUGAAGGCUCUUUACUAAACCUGUAUGUCGGUACAUCUUUAAUUAUCUUUAUUUUUUUAUUAAAAGUGACUAUUUUCGCAAUUUUUUUUGUUUAUAAAAUUUCCGAGAUGACAAAUUUAAAACAAUUAUAAAAUAUAAAAACCGUUAAUUUUUAAGCUUUACUUUUUAAUAUUAUUGGAUGUUGUUGGAAUCAAAUUGAUGAAGCUCUGAUCGUAACACUUUGGACAAUAGUAUUCAUCAUGAGAGGUAACACCAGCACACUUCAAAUGGAGAGGAAAACAUCCACAGACAAAACAUGUCCAGACAUUUUUAGAGACAUUCGGAGUCUUACAAUUUUUAUGCUCACAUUUAUUCUUUGUCUGCUUCUUAAAGUAUUCAUCAUCUUCCCAUGUUGCCAUCUGUUUAGGUAUAAAUAUUCCUCGACGUCGCAUAUAAUCUUGCCAUUCCUCUUUAGUCAUUCCAUUCAUGUUACAAUUGAGACAUACUGAAUCAUAUCCAGCAUUAACUGUAUAUCUUUGGAUGCAGGCAGCAUGUGUAAAACACUCAAAUUUAAUGGAUUUUAUAGAUAUUUCAGGAUUAUAUUUUGGUAAUUCAGCACAACAUUUUGAGAAGAUGCAAGAUGCUGGAUUAUUUGAUGAGAUAAACUUAAAACAGACACAGCAAUAGACAUAUCCAGGAUGUCUCAAAACAUUCGUUUCUGGAUUAUGUUCAGAACAAUAAGAUUUAAAUUCGCCAAUAAAUUGUGUAAUGCAAUUUGCAUGCCGUCCACAGGGAUAAUGCCAUGUCUUAUCACAUCCAGUAGCUGCACAUUUAACAGCUGCAUGAUUACCACAACAAUGAAUACAUUUGUUAUCCUUUAUCGUUGAGAAAGCUUUAAUAACAUCAUUUUCUAAAAAUCCCUCGAGUCCUGGAUUCUUCUUUGUGCCUGAAAGUCUACUAAUUAAGCAUUUUAAAGACAUCAAUAGCUUUAACUUACCUUUUUGGGGAAAAUCAGACCCGCUUAAUAGACAGUAAUGAUGUGCGUCAAAUUCUACUGAUUUACUUCUGAGGAAUUUACCGUAGAGGGCCUUAUCUUCGAACUUAAAUUUGCAAAUAUCACAUUCGACGUCGUUAAACAUGUUAAAUUAAUUAAUUAAAGUACAAUACAAUAUCUUUGUUUACUUUUUU
Molecule: messenger RNA, 3453 nt
Organism: Chironomus riparius
Lineage: Eukaryota; Metazoa; Arthropoda; Insecta; Diptera; Chironomidae
Source: the annotation of a GenBank genome assembly